AUGGGAGUGCAAUUAGCAGCAGAGCAGGCAGGGUUCGUUGAAAUGGAGAAUGUUAUUUUCACAGAUUCAGAGUUGGUGCAUCAUGUAAGGGACGCCCUCAGAGCUGCCCUCUUGGGAGACACUGACAAUUAUAACCAGCUAGUUGGCGUGUUGCACCACAGUGAACGCCUAGCUCCCGAUGAGGUGGCCCUUCUUGUGACUAGUUUAAAGGCUAUAACUGGAGCAGUUUCAUACGUUGAUGUUGUGCACCAUCACUCUCUUCUUUCUUGUAUAUGUGGAAUGAGUUUGUGGAACUAUGGGCCUGACGUGAUGGAUGCAUUGGUUGAAUUAAUGACAUCCUUGGCUGCAUCCAGUGGGAAAUAUGUUGAUUUAUGCUUGGAUAUGCUCGUAAGCAAUUUUAUGCCUCCUUAUUCUUUCCUAGAAUCGCUGAAGGAGCCUCGUGGUAUUGCAAGAAAGGAUCAAGUUCUUGAUCGUGUGCAUUUAGCACUGAAAGACAUUGCUGAUUUAUUGCCUCUUAUCCCUUGGAGAUUGGAGAAAAUAAUCAUUGAUAGAAUGCCAAAUAUAUAUACAAAAGAACCUUUGAUCGUGAUAUAUGUGGAGAACAUGUUAAGGUUGGAGAGUGGUCCCAUGGGAGAACUUGUUGGGAGCAUGAUGAUUACUGCAGUGAUGGAUAGGCUGAUAGAUUUGGAUGUGGAAAUACCAUGGGAGGAAAUUUUACAGGAUGAUUCCAAUAAAGGCAUCUUUGAGAUGGAGCUUGAAGAUUUGGAAGUCUCUGCAUAUUAUGCUGAGAAUGACGGUGAUGAGCUUCCAAGGGAAUUUUUGAGGCAAAGGCUAUUUGGGGGAAACUUAGUUGCUGAAAAAUUAGAUAGCUUGCUGGUGCUCACACUGGAACACCUUAAAUCCUGUAAUGAUGGUGGCCGUUUGAUUCAAGUAUUCGAAUGUCUCCUCCAGUCAUUUGACAAAACUGUUUUGACUGCUUACAAAUCAAAAUUUACCCAGUUUGUAGUGUUCUAUGUCUGUUCACUAGAUCCUGAAAAUUGUGGAAAGAAGUUUGCGAGUAUGCUUGCAAAUAUUUUUAUGAAUGAUGUCUAUGCCGAAAGAAGGAUGAGUGCUGUUGCUUAUCUUGCUAGUUAUUUGUCUCGUGCAAAGUUUCUACCCCCGUCAUAUGUUGCUACCAUGUUGGAAAGUCUGGUAGAUUGGUGUUCAGAUUAUUGCAAAAGCCAGGAUGGUGACGUUAAUCCAAAAGCACAUAGAGUGUUUUAUUCCGGAUGUCAGGUAUGUGAUGAUUUGACACCACCUCUGAUUAUUCCCAGAGCUUAAGAGCCAGGUUAAACUUGUCAGCUGGAUAGUUAUAGAAAGCAUUCAAUCUGAGAAUUGAGAUCAGUAAAAAAUAAAUUAUGUUUAGUAUCCAUGAUAAGAAAGAGGUAGCGACAGUCCUUCAGUAAUAUUCCUUUUAUAACUUCUUAUUUGUCAUGAGAAAAGACAGUUCAAUAGUUUCCAGGUAAUCGAGGAAAGAUUAAUUCAUUCUUUUUUGCAUUCUCCUGAUUCAAAAUUUUUUAGUCUCUGGUACUGAUCAAAUUGUAUUGGGUAGUUUAGAAUUCUUAUACAUGUGGAUAAUCUUUUGAUUUCUUCGGUGGUCAUUCUACCCUAGACGUGCUGGUUGAUUAGGAAAGAUGGAAUUAAUGUUCAAUAGGAUGAGGCAUAAAGCGCAUCAAGUAUUUAACCACCUCACUAUAUAGGUUGUAAUGCAACUUUCACGCUGUUGAAAAAUAAUACACUUCAUUGUUGUCAGAUUGCACAUCGUAUUAUUAAAAAAGAUUAAGAAUAAUAGGUGAAUUUUGCACAAAUAUAUCAAAUAAAGUCCUCUGAUGUUUUGUUUAUUUGUAAAAAGAAAUCGCAAGUUAAAAAUUCAGCUGUUUGUGUGACUGAAUGAGAUAAAAUUUGAACCUCAAAAAAAUAUUCUCAGUGAAUUAUAACAUCUCAUGACAUCAUUUUGAUUUCGAGUUCUACCUCAUUCAUGUAUUUGCAGUUCUUACAAUUUCACCAAAUGAGUCAUGAAGACUGAUCCUAUGCAAUAUUUCUUAUACAAGUUACUGAUGAAUAUAGAAUCCUAUGUCCUGGCCAAUCAACUGAUUAGAAAAAUAUGUUGUACCAGCAAUGUAGAGAGAAUAAAUAAAUGGGAUUGUAGUAGAAAUGUGAAAUAUAACUCUACCAAAAAUAUAAAUAAAUGAGUGAAUGCUACAGAGCAUCUUCUCAAAUUCAAAAGAGAAAUAUGAGCAAUCAUCUUGUUUAAUCUUAAUUUAUUUUGAGACAAAAUUGUUAUCUUGGAAAGUUGAAUUUGUUAAAAAAUCAUUUUUCUUACAAAAAUGUAAAAUGGCUUUGAAGGGUGCAUGUAUUGUUUGUAGCAGAUAUUAUGUGUAUUGCACAUGUAUUAUAGCGAGGUGAAGCUACAUACACCCCAAAUAGCUUUGAGCCUCUUGUGCCCCCCUCUUCUUACCAAAAGAAAGAAACUAUUAAAUGCUUGUCAACUUUGCUCUCCCAAGUUUGUGAAUCUUGGCUUCGCACUUGCAUUGUAAAAUAGGAUGGGAAAUGUACUUGUAUUUUUCGAAUGUGUUGACAAAACAUAAGAGACUUGACUAUUCAAACUUUAUUGGUUGCAUAAGGUGCCCCUUACAAUACAGCUGUUGCUUGUGAUUGCAUUAAUGUUUUUGCUCAUCUUCUGAUGUCUACUGUUCCAUUAUGAAAGAUGCAUGCAAAUAAGGAGACCUUUAUAUAGGGCUGUUAAUCAAACCCGAUAACUUGGGCUAGGCUCAUUUUUCACUCGCUCAUAUUAUAAAAUGAGCAGAAUUUAAACAAAUUUUUAGGAUUUUUUUAUCUAAGCUUGACGUAUUGGCAAGCUGACUCAUUUUUCUACCUAUACUAAACGAACUUGUAAAUUACUAGUAAUCUCUACAUUUCAAAAUUGAAACCAUCAUCACCAACAUGGGCAUGUUUGCCAAGUGCCAACCUUCUUUUCCCCUCGCUAUCAUGUGGGCCUUGCUAGAGUAUAUUUAGAUAUCUAGUGUUUUGGGGUAGUUUAGUCACUUAUUUUAUUUUGUAUUGACCUACUAUUUAUAAGAGUUUUAUUCUGUAUUCUGUGAGGAUUAUAAUGGGCUUGGAAGAUAAGUUACUUUUUGGGAACGUGUGAUUUUUCCUACUAUUAUGGGUGAUCAGUUUGGAAAGAAAUGCAAGAAUCUUUAAGACAAAUAUGAGGUAGUUGAUGGUUUAUGGAAUUGUAUCUAUUUUUAGCAACUUUUUGGGCAUCAGUUUCGAAGGAGUAUGCAAAUAUCCCGUCCUUUGGCAUUUUGGCAAGCUGAAAUGCAGUGUGAAUGAUUGUUUUUUGCUUUUGUCUUUUUCAGUUAUGUCGUGUAAGCAUGUUGUUGGUUUUGGCUGAUGUAUGGACUACUUGCCCAUACUUUCUUAUAAAAAAAUAAUUAAUUAAGUUCUAACACAAACCAAGUGUGUUAUUAUUCAUUAUUUCUCUAUUUUGCUUCUCUUUUCUUCGCUUUUUAAUCUAAGUUAAUAUGGCAUUAGAACGCGAUCUAAACACCAUUACCAACUUAUCAAAUUAAUCUGGAGCAAGGACAGAAGUUGAAAUGGGGCGGAGUUUAUCAUUUGUAUUGAUGUCGUCACCAUGACGUUAGCAACCGGAGGCCGCAACAGAUUGACUCCUCAUGGGCUUCAAUUCGGUGCAAUUGGUUUCCGAUUUGGAGUUCGUUUGAAGAGAUUUCUAAUUUUUCAUAGAUUUUUCAAGAAAAAAGGGACCAAAAACCUUGAUUUGAGAUUUCUUCAAGUUUUGAUUGAAUUCUUUGCCUUAAAUCUGCAUCGUAGGUGUGAUUAAAAUCCUUGGUAUUCGAUUGGAUGUUUUGGGGAAUCUCGAACAGAUUUUUGGAAGAACAUCGGAGAAUUUUUUCCGGUUGGUCUAAAUUCUGCUCAUUGUGGGUGUCGAGGUGUUCUUGUAGGGCAUGGUGGGUUCUCCUUUGGUUCUGAUAGGUUUUGUUCUGGUUUGAUUGAAGGUUUCCUGUGGACAAGUUCUCUUCUAAUUCGAUUGAAGGCUUGCUAUUGGUUUUCUUCUAGUUCUAAAAGGUUCUUUGUCUGCACAUUUGGUUCUCUUUUGUCUUUUCUCGUUUGUCUAGUCUUUCUUGGUUCUAACAAGUUGGGGCUGAGACUUUUUAAUUGGUUUGUGGGCUUUGUGAGCUUUGGGCCAGUUGUGCAUUCUUUUGUUUAUUAGGCUUUAUCUUUAUUGACCUUGGGUAUUUGCACAGUUAAAGUGAGUCUUUCUCUGUUUGAAAUUUUGGCAAGUGGAAACUCUAUUUUCCCGUAGGCUAUUAGUGUGAAUUGAAUUGGUGACAAUUAUACGUAUUGGGCAUACGUUAUGAAAAAAAUUUUGUUGGGUAAAGCAUGUAGAGUUAUGUUAAUGGUGUUGUGAUGGCUCCAAUAGAUAUUAAGGCUGAAAAGUAUACAAAUUCGUAGAGCAGUUGGGACAUCAACAAUGCUAAAAUCAUUAUCAGGACUAACAACUUAGUUGAUUGAACCAUUGAUGUUUGAUCUGGCCAAGUUUACCAAAACCAAGGAAAUUUGGGAUUACUUAGCUACUUUAUUUGCUCAGUCUAAUUUUGCAAAGAGGUAUCAACUACAGCUUGAAAUUCGAGCUUCUUGUCAAGGUGAUAGGAACAUUCAUGAAUUUUACUCAGUUACGACUAACCCACUGAACAUAGUAGUAAUAAGGUCAACCACACCUUUGGAGUGGGGCAAAUGUGGUUCAAUUUUUGAUAGUACUCAGCGAUGACUUCAAGGGAUUUCGUGAUUCAAUUCUUCAUCUUCAUCCAUUUCUCUCAGCUGAUGCAACAGUUAAAUGAGCUUUUGCUUGAAGAGGUGCAUCUUAAGACCUUAUCUAGAAAAGGUCUUCUUCUAUUGCCCUACCCAAUUAGACCGUAUUGGUUGUUCCUUCUAAGGUGACUUCCAAUUCCUAGAAGGGUUGAACUGCUCACAUUAGUGUAGCUUUUGUUGUGAGAAGGGCCAAAAGUCACAAUGCCCUAAAUUGGUGAAUAAAAAUGUACGAGGAUUACUAAAUCAAUCAUUUAAGCUCAAAGAUUGUCAUACAAUAGUAGCAUCACCACCCGUGGAUAGGUCACUCUAAUCAACUCCUAGCCUAACUAUGAUUGUUGAUCAAUUAUAGAAGUUUUUCUCCCUCCAUCAGCCUAGUGCCCUCUCAGUCUCUCCCUUAGUUCACUUUAGGUCCUUUAGGUAUAUCUUGAAUCGCCAAGGCCAUUGACUUAGGUGCUACACAUCAUAUAACUAGUGAUUCUUCAUUCUUUGCAUUUAUUGUUUCUCUUCCAUCUAUAUUUGAACUUGCCAUCAAUGGCACUAACGUGUCGUUGGCUUGUGUGGGGACGGUUUUUUUCUCUCUAGCUCACAUUUUCAGAUGUUUACUAUAUUUUCCGAUU
Ilex paraguariensis (yerba mate) is the source of this 5486-nucleotide messenger RNA. Lineage: Eukaryota; Viridiplantae; Streptophyta; Magnoliopsida; Aquifoliales; Aquifoliaceae. The record is from the annotation of a GenBank genome assembly.